Messenger RNA from Purpureocillium lilacinum, 1311 nucleotides. RefSeq lists its product as uncharacterized. The record is from RefSeq and is a predicted model, not a curated record. Lineage: Eukaryota; Fungi; Ascomycota; Sordariomycetes; Hypocreales; Ophiocordycipitaceae.
AUGAACAUGAUGACGGAUCAGACGCCGCCCAUGGACGCGCGACAGUUUGGGCACGGUUCCGACGGGGGCAAGGGCUCCGAGGACCUCCAACCGUCUCAGUUCGCAUCCCCAACGAGCACCUUCAACCCGGGAGCGGAAGUGCAACAUACCACGUCGGCCAAGGCCACGCCCACUGCGGCGAACGGGAACGCCCCGGCCGUAAACUUCGACAUCACCACGCGGCUCGCACCGCAGGACCGCAUCUUCAGCGUCGCCAAGGAGCAUCGGCACCUCUUUGGCUACACGCCCGCCAAUGCCAGCGUUGAGCUCCAGUAUGUCCAGUGGCUCUCUAGGGCUUCUGCCUCGGAUGAGUACAAGUGGUUUGCCGCCACAAACUCUCCACCCCAGGACCUCAUUCAAUUGGACGAUGACGGCGCCAUACUGUUCCUCGACAAGCUGUCGGACGUUGGCGCUGACAUGAGAGGCAGCAUGUCACUACGAUCCGAGGGUGACAGCCAGUACAGGAAAGAAAUGGUGGUUCGCGUUGGCUGGGUGUACAACAACAAGACCCAAGGCUACUCACAAUCUGGAAUAUUCACGGUCACGAAUGGCGCCACCGACCAGGAGCUCUUGAACGAGGUACAGGCAUGGUUGGCAGCGCCAUCCGGGACUGCAGCUCCAGACCAGAUCGCCGGCCCGCAAACAUCGAGCCAGGCACCAGGCGCUACCGAUUCACCUCUGGGCAACCCGGGAACGCUGCCAGGAGGCAAUAGUUCGAACAGCGGAGGUAGCGGCCUCUCCGCUGGCGCGAUCGCAGGCAUUGCGGUCGGAGGUGCCGUCGCACUCGCUCUCAUCGCCGGCCUCGUGUGGUUCCUUCUGCGCCGCCGCCGCCGCCGUCAGAAUCAGCAGCCGGGCGACUACAAGCCAGGGCACCAGACACCUACUGCCCCCUACCUCGACGACAAGGACAUGCACACAGGUCAGGUCGCCGACUCGCCGCGGUCCCCGUACUCCGAAGACGGUCAGGGCGUCCCGCAUCUUGCGGCCCUGCCCGCCGCUGCCACCGCUCCGCUCACGCUUCACGCGCACACCGCUGGCGACCGUUCCGAGCACCGCAACAGCGCGGCCGCCAGCUUCGAGCCCUACAGACCAGACGCGGCGGCGAGCAGAGGCAACCUCACCGACAGUGACGCGCCUACACCCACGCCGCAGAAUGUGUCCCGCAAUGUGGCCCAUCUUGUGGAAGAGGGAAUGACGGAGGCUGAGAUUCGCCGGCUCGAGGAAGAGGAGCGGCAAUUAGAUGACGAGAUUGAGCGCGCGGGGAGGCGUUGA